AUUCCCCUCGGUUUGAAGUGUGCCUCUAAAAAAAUCUCAGUUUAAAGGGCUAACAAGCCUUAUCCCUUCACCCUACCCCUCCAGCCUGACAAGAAUAGGGACACCCCUACACCUUGGCAUGCACACGCAAAACAGGGGUACGGCCAAGGGGGGAAUGGGAUUAGGCCUUAUGGUCAUGUUUUCUGCUCAGCACUGAAUGAUGACGAAAACGCUUCUUUCAUUACUGGCUAAAUGUAUCUACUGGCACAAUGGCUAAUGCACGGCAUGGGAAAAUUUGUAUAUAACCCUCCAGCAUUCAGCAAUGGAACUGUGCAACUGUGUUUUAUGAAAUGAUGGUAAUCCAUCCAGUAUUUUUGGGGAGAUGGGGAUUAGGUGAGUAGGCGAUCAAACAUCCUUACCUCACUAACAUUCUUGUUGCAGCUUUGGGACUGUUGGGGCUUUGGGACUCCAGGAAACCACAGUGAGAGAGAGAUUAUUUACAAAUGAAGAAAACAUAAGGGCAUGGACAACUCAUCCAGAAGGUUGCAAAAGAACCGUGAACAACAUGUGUAAAACUGCUGAUCUCUGGUUUUCAUGGGAGAGUUCAAAGCAAAAAACACUUCUGACCAAAAAGUAGACAAAACCCUGUCUCACAUUUGCCAAAGUAUACAGCACUCUAUAUAGUCAGUGGACCUGAAACAAAGAGAUGUUCAUAAUGGUACGCUUAAUCACUCUAUAGUGUAGUUUUCUGUGUAUAUUAUUGGCUGAAACCCUUUGCGGGAAGGAACUUUUUUUUUUACCUCAGGAAAUUGUGACUAAAGGACAUGAGAACACAUGACUGUGAGUGUUUUAUAUUUCAGAGGAGUUUAGGAUAUGCUGUGGUCUUUGACUCACAUUCUUCUGUAUUUCAGAAAGUGCAGAUGUUUUAUGUUAAAACCUGUAUUUUUUUUUUUUACAUUAAUCUGCUUAAAGUUUUUCUUUUUAUUUUACUCAGGUGGCCUGGUGCUCACCGUACAUGUUCACAGUGGUGCUACCGUACUCAUCAACAGGACUCAGACUGCCGUGUCAAAGUGUGAAGUCUGUAUUGGGAAGUCAUGCCAGUCCUCUGUGACUCUCCAGAACAGUGCAGAUGUAGAAUUCAACUGUACAGAACCUGAGAACCUCUUCACUGUGGAGAUUGUCAGAUACAUUGUGUGUACCGAAUCAUGCGACAGGAACAUCACACCAGAGCAGUACCCCUCUCUUCAAAACUUCAGCCGCACCUUCACGUGGAUCAUCAAUGGCUCAGACGAGAAUUCUUUCAGCUUGGACUUCACCAAAACUGGUUUAAGGCAGAUCCGGGCCACAGAGAGCUGUCCGGACAAGCAUGUCUACACAGUGUCCAACAGCACAACCAGCAUUGGGAGGUUUUGUCGCAAUGGGACAAUCAAAGGAAUGGAGAUGAAUUUUGAGAGCAGCGUAUCUUUGCAGGUUCCUGGACAAGAACAGCUGGAACCAACAACUUUUGGUGUUUCAGUGGGAAAUGGAAUAACAGUACUCGCCAUGAUCAAGGUCAGCCUGCCGGCGGAGGAAUCAUCGCAAGAGUUCUUCUCACCAAACUAUCCGGGCAACUUUGCGGAUUUUAAUUCAGUUAGAUGGUCCUUCAACGUUCCUCCCAAAUACUACGCAUCCGUGCGUAUCCUGGACUUCACCGAGCCCAGGUGCCUGAGAGAUGACACACACCUGAAGUAUGAGAGGGACGGCAAGACGGUCGUGAAAAAGCUGAGUGAUGCCCAGCUGUCCGAACACCAGGGAUCCUUCAACCUUACCUUCCGGAGCUGCCUGAGGAGAAACCUCAACUCUGUUCUCUCGCUGCAUUUCAAUAUCUCUGCCAUCAAGAGAGGCGCUGAAGCGUGCUGUACUGUAGACCUGACGAGGGAGGAGGGACUGCUGGAGUUGCACAUAAGGAAGAGUAAACCCACAUCAGCCUGCAUAUUAAAACUGAGUUCCCUCAUCCAGGACACAGUUACUGUCACUUCAGAGAAGGCCUUAACUCUGGCAUUUAUAGACUGCAGAGAAGAGGAUCUGCUGUUAAAUAUAAACCAGACCAUAGCAUGCCAGCAGCAGAAAGGAUGCGUUUCCUCCAAAUUCUCUCUAAGGGUCCCUGUGCUUGAGAAAUGCCUCCCAGGAUUCCUGCAGCAGGUCUCUUGGCACCUCAAUACUCCACAGGAUGGUGCCGUGGAGCUGAUGUCCCCCACAGGCAGCCUGCAGCAGUCUCUGCCUGGCCAGACGUGCAAUAGCAGCAUCCUUCUGACAGUGACUGAGCACGAGCAGCAGGGCAUGGCUGUCGGGCAGUUCUGUCCUCAGGGGCCCAUCCGCAGCGUGCAGAUCCAAUCCAACAUUACUGUGACAGCCUCCCAUGCAGACGGCAGAGAUCUGAAGCUGAUAACCUACCCCCUUUUAGAAGGUUCUUUCUUGGAGUCAUUAAAAGAGCGCUACAUUAUUAAUGUCAUGCCAAAGAAGGACAGUUCAGUGCUGUUGGCCACUCCAGCAUGGCCGGCAGGAAUGAAGCCACAGUCCACAGUCUCCUGGAUUGUCUCCUUCCCCUCGCAGUUUGAGGCUAAUGUGGAGUUCACCAAUAUAAGCCAGGUUAGUUGUGCGAAUCGGCACACGUCUAUUGAAGUGCAGAAGCAGAGCUCACGGGGGGAGACCUACAGCUGGAGGAUGGAUGAGAAGCCUAAGUCUGUGGUGAUGGAGGAAAGCUUCUAUCUCAACAUGUCUAACUGCAAGUCGGUCAAAGGAUCCUUCAGCGUGGUCAGCCAGAUCACCUUACUCAAGCGCAAAAACAAAUCUUUGACCAUCGCUCUCAGUGUUGUGAGUGUUUUGUUGCUGCUGGUGGUGAUUGCAUUUGCUGUGGUCUGUGUGAUUAACAGGAGAAAGAAGAAGCAGCAGAACUCUCAUCCUGAAGUGUCCGUUUACAAUCCCAACGGACAUGCCUUCCUGCCAGUUCCCAAAACAACAGAGGAUGAUGAGCACAUUUAUCAUUGUAUUGAUGACACCAUGGUGUACGGACACCUCCUGAAACAUGGAGAGGAAGUGAAUGAUUUUGAACCGGCUGUGGAUUCUUACCAGGCUUUUACUGGACCCACAGAAGUGCAGCCAUUAACAGAGCACAGAGAAAAUACAGACAAAAUACAGGAGGUGGGGGUCUACAGACCUUUUACUGGCCCCCAAAAUGCUCCAGAAGUGCCUGAAAGAUCCCCAAGGCAGGGAAGAAACCCAGCCCAUGCAGAGCAGCAGGGAGCUGAUAAGAAGAUAAGUGGAGAUGAUAAGAUUGUUGAGGAUCAGGUCCGCACAACACCAGGCUUAAAGAUAGCUCCUUUAGCAGACCCUGAGGAGGACGAUUCUGAAACUCCACUCUGACCCCUGGAGAUUUUUACAGGGAGACAUGUCUGA
This is a messenger RNA of Astyanax mexicanus (Mexican tetra), 3414 nucleotides long. It is a transcript of the gene cdcp1a, whose product is annotated as CUB domain containing protein 1a. The record is from RefSeq and is a predicted model, not a curated record. Lineage: Eukaryota; Metazoa; Chordata; Actinopteri; Characiformes; Acestrorhamphidae. Bases 853 to 3381 code for a protein of 842 amino acids. The transcript is spliced from 8 exons.